This is a messenger RNA of Amaranthus tricolor (Joseph's coat), 6376 nucleotides long. Its product is annotated as callose synthase 11. Gene Ontology annotation, cellular component: 1,3-beta-D-glucan synthase complex; plasma membrane. The coding region runs from base 230 to 5557 and encodes 1775 amino acids. The transcript has 3 exons. The record is from RefSeq and is a predicted model, not a curated record. Gene Ontology annotation, molecular function: 1,3-beta-D-glucan synthase activity. Gene Ontology annotation, biological process: (1->3)-beta-D-glucan biosynthetic process. Lineage: Eukaryota; Viridiplantae; Streptophyta; Magnoliopsida; Caryophyllales; Amaranthaceae.
CACAACACUAACACACACGAAACUACAACAGUCAAUCUACCAGUCUUUCAACCUUCCACUCUCCCCCUCUUUCACCUCCAUUUCUCCCCACUUCUCUCUUCCUCCAUUAAAAUCCAAAAACCCACCACGAAAUCACUUCUUUUACAAAAUACCCACUUUAAAAAACCCAUUUUUACAAAUACCCAUUUCGAAAAACCCGUUUUGGAGAAAACCCACUUCAGUAAAAUCAAUGAAUCGCCGGCAAAGAGAGUUUCCCGCGCGGGGGUACGAUCAUGCGCCGUCUUCACAACCACCACUUACAUCACAAUCAAAACCUUUCAACAUAAUUCCAAUCCAUGACCUCUUAGUAGAGCACCCAUCAAGAAGGUACCCAGAAAUCCGCGCCGCCACGUCAGCAUUACGCCAGGUGGAGGAUCUUCGUAAGCCGCCUUUUCAUACAUGGCACGACAACCUCGACCUUCUUGACUGGUUGGGUUUAUUCUUCGGUUUUCAAGAAGACAAUGUUCGUAACCAACGUGAACAUAUUGUACUUCAUUUGUCUAACUCACAGAUGCGGCUAAUUCCUCCUCCACAAAACGCCGGCGUUUUGGACUUUGAGCUUGUUCGAAAGUUUCGCAAGAAGCUGUUGAAGAAUUACACUUCUUGGUGUGGGUAUGUGGGUAAAAGUUCCCGGGUCAAAAUCCACCCGUUUAGGAAGAAUACGGAUGAGUUUCGGAGAGAACUGAUGUAUGUAUCUCUUUACUUGCUUAUUUGGGGUGAGGCUGCUAAUUUAAGGUUUAUGCCUGAAUGUCUAUGUUUUAUUUUUCAUAAUAUGGCUCAUGAACUUAAUUUAAUACUUGAUGAUCGGGUCGACCCGGAAACAGGUCGACCUUAUUUGCCUGUUUAUAGUGGUGCAAAUGCUUUUUUAGAUAAUGUUGUUAAGCCAAUUUAUGAUACUGUUAAAGAUGAGGUAGGGUUUAGUAAAGGGGGAAGUAAGCCACAUUCUGCUUGGCGAAAUUAUGAUGAUUUGAAUGAGUAUUUUUGGAGUAGGAGGUGUUUUAGGUCUUUGAAAUGGCCUUUGGAGUUGAGUAGUGGUUUUUUUGUGACGCCUGGUAAGGGAAGGAGGGUGGGGAAGACGGGGUUUGUCGAGCAACGGUCGUUUUGGAAUGUGUUUAGGAGUUUCGAUAGGGUUUGGAUUAUGUUGGUUUUGAUGCUGCAAGGGAUGAUUAUUAUUGGGUUGGAAGGGACGGAGUGGCCGUGGGAGGCGUUGGGGAGGAAGGAUGUUCAGGUGAAGUUGUUGACGGUUUUUAUUACAUGGUCGGGGCUUAGGUUGAUUCAAUCAAUACUUGAUGCGGGGACACAAUAUAGUUUGGUGACCCGUGAGACGUUGGUGCUUGGUGUGAGGAUGGUUUUGAAAACUUUGGUUGCUAUGGCGUGGAUUGUUGUGUUCUCGGUGUUUUAUGCUAGGAUUUGGAGUCAGAAGGAUAGGAAUCGUGGAAGGUGGUCGUAUCAGGGUGAUCAGAAGAUAUACAUGUUUCUUAAGGCAGUGUUUGUAUUUGUUAUUCCGGAGCUGUUGGCAUUGGUGCUUUUUGUACUUCCUUGGGUUCGGAACUUUUUAGAGAAAGUCAACUUCCGCUUGUUUUACUUAGUGACUUGGUGGUUUCAUAGGCGGACAUUUGUUGGCCGUGGUUUGAGGGAAGGGCUGAUCAACAACGUCAAGUAUACUUCAUUUUGGGUUCUGGUGUUGGUUUCAAAGUUUGCUUUUAGCUACUUUCUGCAGAUUAAGCCCCUGAUAGCCCCCACCAGAGCUCUUUUGAACUUGAGUAUAGACUAUAAAUGGCACGAGUUUUUCAGUAACACAAACAGAAUAGCGGUUGUUUUGCUUUGGCUUCCUGUUAUUGUUAUAUAUCUAGUGGACUUACAGAUAUGGUAUUCUGUUUACUCCUCGUUCGUUGGUGCCUAUGUUGGAUUGUUUUCACAUUUGGGUGAGAUACGGAAUGUUUGGCAGCUCAGGCUUAGGUUUCAGUUCUUUGCUAGUGCGAUGCAGUUUAAUCUCAUGCCGGAGGAGAAGCUGCCUACGGUUCCUGUGAUUGACAUUGUGCACAGGCUUAGGGAUGCUUUAAAAAGGCUGAAGCUGCGUUAUGGCCUCGGACAGCACAAGAAGAUAGAAUCGGACAAUGUUGAGGCUACCCGUUUUGCCUUGUUGUGGAACGAGAUUAUUAAAAAUAUGAGGGAAGAAGAUCUUCUUAGUGACCGAGAAGUGGAACUGUUGGAGCUCUCCCCCAAUUGUUGGGAAAUAAGGGUUAUUCGCUGGCCAUGUGCUCUGCUAUGCAAUGAGCUUCUUCUCUCCGUAAGCCAGGCAGUAGAGAUGGCAAAUGAUCGUGACAGGUGGAUUUGGUAUAAGAUGUGCAAGAGCGAAUAUAGGCGGUGUGCAAUCAUGGAGGUCUAUGACAGCGUCAAGCAUUUGCUGCUUCAUCAGGUAGUCAAAUAUGGUACCGAAGAGCACUUGAUCGUGACUAGAGCUUUCUUAGAGAUGGAACACAAUAUGGCGCAUGAGAAGUUUGCCACAUUUUAUAAGUUGACUUUGCUGCCCCAGAUCCACCGCAAAUUGGUAACUCUUGUAGAGCUUCUGCUAAAGUGUGAGAAGGACACAGAUGGGGUAAUUAAUGUCUUACAGGCUUUAUACGAGCUAUGUGUUCGUGAAUUCCCUAGAACUAAGAGGAAUUUGGUGGAGUUGAGGGACGAAGGUUUGGCACUUCAAAAUCCAAACACAGAUGCAGGAUUUCUUUUCGAGAAUGCUGUCGACGUUCCUGAUGAGGAGGAUGUGUUUUAUUACAGGCAGCUUCGUCGUCUGCAUACGCUAUUGAUGUCCAGGGAUUCUAUGCACAAUGUACCAACAAAUCCGGAGGCUCGGAGACGUAUUGCUUUUUUCAGCAACUCUGUUUUCAUGAACAUGCCUCAUGCUCCUCAGGUUGAAAAGAUGAUGGCUUUCAGUGUACUGACUCCUUACUACGACGAAGAUGUAAUUUAUGGGACUAGCAAAGUCCAAAGUCCAAAUGAGGAUGGCAUCUCCAUCUUGUUCUAUCUACAGAAGAUUUAUGAGGAUGAAUGGAAUAACUUCAUGGAGAGAAUGAAGAGGGAAGGCUUGGAUGAUGAGAGAGAAAUUUGGACGACAAAGGUCAAGGAACUUCGACUUUGGGCAUCAUAUCGGGGCCAGACUCUCUCGCGCACUGUGAGAGGAAUGAUGUAUUAUUAUCACGCCCUUAAGAUGCUUGCCUAUCUGGAUUCUGCAUCUGAAGUGGACAUUCGGACCGGUAGUCAGCAAAUAUUCUCGCAUGGUUCAAUGACUUUGAGUAACAAUUGGGAUGGCUUAGGGCCUACCCGAGUUCCAUCCUCACGCAAUUUGGGAAGAGCACCGAGUGGUGUGAGUAUUUUAUACAAAGGCCACGAGUUUGGGACUGCUAUGAUGAAGUUCACUUACGUGGUGACCUGUCAGGUUUACGGAAUCCACAAGAUGGCGGGGGACUCACGAGCAGAGGAGAUUUUGUUUUUGAUGAAAAAUAACGAAGCUCUUCGAGUUGCUUAUGUUGAUGAGGUGCACCGUGGGAGGGAUGAGGUGGAGUACUAUUCAGUUCUUGUCAAGUAUGAUCAACAGCAGCAGAGAGAAGUAGAGAUAUACAGAAUCAAGCUGCCUGGUCCGUUAAAGCUGGGAGAAGGAAAACCUGAGAAUCAGAAUCAUGCCAUUAUCUUUACUCGAGGUGAUGCUCUUCAGACGAUUGACAUGAAUCAAGACAAUUACUUUGAAGAAGCUCUCAAAAUACGGAACCUUUUGGAGGAAUUUAACAAAAAUUAUGGGCUCAGAAGGCCAACCAUUUUGGGAGUUCGAGAAAACAUCUUCACUGGCUCUGUCUCCUCCCUUGCUUGGUUCAUGUCUGCCCAGGAGAUGAGUUUUGUCACUCUUGGUCAACGUGUUCUGGCAAAUCCUCUCAAAGUGCGAAUGCACUAUGGCCACCCAGAUGUAUUCGAUAGGUUUUGGUUUCUUACUCGUGGUGGAAUAAGCAAGGCUUCUAGAUUGAUCAACUUGAGUGAGGAUAUCUUUGCUGGUUUCAACUGCACGCUCCGACAGGGCAAUGUAACACAUCAUGAAUACAUUGAAGUUGGUAAAGGAAGGGAUGUAGGGUUGAAUCAGAUUGCUAUGUUUGAAGCAAAAGUUGCUAGUGGGAAUGGUGAACAACUUCUUAGCAGAGAUGUAUAUCGGUUGGGCCAUCGGCUAGACUUCUUUCGGAUGCUAUCAGUCUUCUAUACCACUGUGGGUUUCUAUUUCAAUACGAUGAUGGUGGUGCUGUCUAUCUAUACUUUUUUGUGGGGCCGCCUGUAUCUUGCACUUAGUGGUGUCGAAGAGCAUGCAAUAAAAAGUAGCAGCAGUAAUGCAGCCUUAGGUGCUAUUGUGAACCAGCAGUUCAUCGUCCAAAUCGGCAUCUUCACUGCUCUCCCGAUGAUUGUGGAGAACACUCUGGAGCAUGGUUUUCUUCCGGCAGUCUGGGACUUCUUAAAAAUGCAGCUGCAGUUAGCGUCAUUGUUUUACACCUUCUCAAUGGGAACUAAAUGCCACUAUUUUGGUCGAACAAUUCUUCAUGGAGGUGCUAAAUAUCGAGCUACUGGACGUGGGUUUGUUGUCGAGCAUAAGAAAUUUGCGGAGAACUACAGGCUUUUUUCUCGUAGCCAUUUUGUAAAGGCAAUUGAACUCGGGGUGAUCUUGAUUAUUUAUGCUUCUCACAGCCCUCUGGCAAAAAAUACAUUUGUAUACAUAGCCAUGUUGAUCGUUAGCUGGUUCCUUGUAGUUUCAUGGAUUAUGGUUCCAUUUGUUUUCAACCCAUCUGGCUUCGACUGGUUGAAGACUGUUUAUGACUUUGAGGAUUUUAUAACCUGGAUAUGGUAUGGUAGUGGAGUGUCCACUAAGGCAGAGCGGAGCUGGGAAACCUGGUGGUAUGAAGAGCAUGAUCAUCUCCAAAACACCGGCUUGUGGGGAAAGUUAUUGGAGAUCAUAUUAGAUCUACGCUUCUUCUUUUUCCAGUAUGGUAUUGUGUAUCAACUGAACAUUUCAGCUAACAAGACCAGUAUUGGUGUGUAUCUGAUCUCUUGGGUCUUUUUCUUUGCACUUGUUGGGAUAUGUGUAAUCAUAGCAUAUGCGAGGGACAAGUACGGUGCUAAAAAUCACAUCUACUUCAGGAUGAUUCAGUUUUCUGUCAUAUCUACUGUGCUGGUGAUUAUCAUUUUAUUGAAAUUCACCCGGUUUGAAUUUCUCGAUCUCCUUACUAGUGGAUUGGCAUUCAUCCCUACUGGUUGGGGAAUCAUUUCGAUAGCCCAGGUGCUCCGUCCCUUUUUGCAAACAUCAAUCGCAUGGGACACUGUGGUUGCCAUGGCUCGACUCUAUGAUUUGAUGUUUGGCAUGAUAGUUAUGGCCCCAGUUGCUUUCUUGUCAUGGAUGCCUGGAUUCCAAUCAAUGCAAACCAGGAUCCUUUUCAAUGAAGGUUUCAGCAGGGGUCUCCAAAUUUCUCAACUUCUUACUGCCAAAUGAUGAAUAAUACUUUGCAUGUGAGUUGAGUUGGCUAAAUCAAGGCGCUAGAAGAGAGGCUCCGAAGGAUUUCAACACUCUUGCUUUCAUACCAAUGAUCACCGUAACGCACGAGAAAUCUCGUAGCUUUAAGGAUUUAUCCUUGGAAGUUGGAACGUUAGCAAAAGUCACUUGAGGUUGUUGAUUAUGAAAUGGAAUGAUGCCAUGAGAGUUCAGAAUUGCAUUAGGAAUUUUCUCACCCGGCUUCGUGACAGCAGGCUUGUUUGUAUGUGAAGAGUGACAGCAAUUUUGCCGCAGGAAGGCAAGCUUCGAUAUCAGUUGGCCUUCUAAUAGCCUUCACUUGAAACAAGUUUCCAGAGCUUGCUUGAAGGAAUGGUUCGAGUGUCUGCCUCUAGCUUUGAGCGUUGACUGUUUUUGGAGGUUGCUUGAUGCUUGUAUAGACGACUUUCGCCCUGAUAGUAGCCGUGGAGGUGCUUUAUGUUUGAAACAAACACUCUUACUUGAUCAAGCUGUUUGCUUCAAGGAAUUGUUAGACUUGUCUAAAAAAAAAAAAUUUGCAACCAUAUUUUGUAGUAAAUUCUCUUUGACUUGUUUAUAUUUCUAAUGUCUUCUAUUUUUGUACAAUCCAAUUUUUGAGAUCGACGACAUGUUCUCUUCGUCUGAUCUGAUUGGAUCUGAUCUGAAUUUACUAAGGUCUGAUCGGAUCUGGUCGGAUCUGGUCUGAUUCAUUAUGAUCUGAUCUGAUCUGGUCUGGUCUGAUCUGGUCUGAUCUGGUAUGGUCUGAUCUGAAACUUUCUGAUCUGAUCUGAAUAGUUAUAAUGA